Messenger RNA from Bombina bombina (fire-bellied toad), 5452 nucleotides. RefSeq names its product centriolar coiled-coil protein 110 (gene CCP110). Gene Ontology annotation, cellular component: centriole. The transcript has 14 exons. The record is from RefSeq and is a predicted model, not a curated record. The coding region runs from base 236 to 3163 and encodes 975 amino acids. NCBI's taxonomy places the organism in Eukaryota, Metazoa, Chordata, Amphibia, Anura, Bombinatoridae. Gene Ontology annotation, biological process: regulation of cytokinesis; centrosome duplication; centriole replication.
GGUUACAACACCUCUAGGGAGGAGCCUGGUACGGCCGUUGCCAGGCGCUGUUAUUGCCGCCUGGGAGCUGGGAUAUGGCGGUUAGGAAGCGGGCGGUGUGAGAGCAGUGCGGGCGCAGCUGGUGAAAUAACGGCCGGAAGGUGACGUGCUGCCGGGUGCUGUGUCAUCUACUUAUUACCCGGGGGGAGACUGCUCCUGGCACACGGUGGUCUUUGUCUGAGAGGGGCACAGCGUGAUGGUACGAACUAUGGAGGACUAUGAACAAUUUUGCACAAAUCAGUUUGCCAGAAUAAAAGGAGAAGUGAUUCACAGCGGGUUGUUAUCUGCUGAACCAGCGGUCUCUGUAAUUCGGUUCCAUGGAGUCGCUGUGCUAUCUCCUCUGAUCACAUUACAAAGGAGAGAAGAGAUGCAACAAUACAGACAAAAGGCAGUUGAGCUGGAAAUGAAAAGAAACGGUAGCAAAAAGAAAACCUUACUGAACCGAGUGCAGGAGAUCCUGGAAACUGUACAGGUAAAACAGACACCUAUCACAACUCAUCUGUCUAAUGUGGAGAAUGAAACAGAUGAGCAAACUACAGACUCCAAAAUCAUGAAUGGGUUUGCAAUUCUUCCUAGUGUCCUUAACUUGCCAAUGCUAUCUGCUCAAAAUGAACCUACAAAGAUUGAAAAAAUACUGGACAGUACACCGAUAACUAGAAAGUCUAAACCUGGUUUUGUGGAAUCUAACUCGGCCAAAGAAAGCAAGGAUGUUUUACCUUUUAAACAAACUAAUAGCCCUGUGACAUCUUCAGAAGCCUCAUAUGGGCAACCAGUCUCAGAAUCUGAUAAUCCACCAUCUGCAAAGGAUGCUCCAGAUCCCUAUGUGAUGAGUCUUCAAAAUCUUCUAAAGAAAUCUAGAGAGUACAUAGAAAGAGAGCAAAGCAGGCGCAACUUGAAGAACGUAUCAAAGACUAGCUCUAAUGAAAGCCAUUCUGACAAGGAAAAUGACACCAUUAAAAUAAGUGACUCUGUAAAAGAAAAAGCCAGGCUUCUGAACAGAAGUAGGAGUUGUAGCCCGCUUAUGGCAGACAAGCCAACCCUUAAUAAAUCCAAUUCGUUACUUCAGGCUGCUUCCAUCCAAAUCCCAAGUAUGAGUUCUGCUUCUCUAACAAGCUUAUCAAAUGUGGAUAUUCCUUUGAAGCCAGGGACUUUGUUAGGUGUAGAUAGCGAAUCUGAUGAAGAACUGAAAAAUUCAUGCACAAUCGAAUAUGAAAGCAGCAUUGUGAAAAGUCUUACUGGGUCUUAUGCCAAAUUACCUAGCCCUGAGUUAAGCUUAAGCCCCAAAAUGCACAGAAGACGUCCCCGGACUUCAUCGGCUGGGCAUAUAAUUAUCAACAAGCCAAUAAAUGCCUAUGAUUUAAGUCCCAAUGACAAAGGAAAAACAGUGGAUAUGGUAUUUCACAGGAGAUCUGAAAAAACAUGUUUGUCUGACCCAGUGCCAAAGAUAGAGGGUCAUCCUUCAGGGCCUUGUUCUAGUAAAGACAAUUUAUUGAAUACAAGUAACUGUUAUAUCUCACCAAAAGGCAGCUCUACAGUUUCCAUGACAAGCUGUGAGCACAAAGCCCAUGAUACUACACCUGAGACUGAUGGUCACCAGGCGAUAUUUUGCAGGGGACAACCAGUUUAUGAUAUUUGUUCCCCGACUGAAAAUCAGUUGAGUCCACCUGUAAACUUGCCAGAUAGUACACAGAAAGGCAGUAAACCAAACAUGGAAUUGUCCAAGCACAAUUCUCCAGUAGAACUCAACAAAUCAUAUGACGUAGAAACUCCUUCACCUAUGUUGGUGCAAAGCCACAACGUAAACCAGGGCACAGACAUUCCAAAUGUGUCUUGUAAUAGGGAUUGUCUUUCAGGGGGGAACUUUGAUGCACAGAUUAAACGUAGACUUGAACUAGAUUUGGACAGCACUCAAAAAGAAUUCUUUACCCCACUUUCAAAAACAGAAGAAGAGAAAAGGAGGCUUCAUGAACAGAAAAAUGUCAUUGCAUCUGUCCCCAUCAUCAGCAAUGAAGAGUCCUUAAGCAGUAUUCAAGGUGAUCAUCUGAGAAAAAAGAUGCUGGCUUUUGAAGAAAUGAGGAAGAAACUUGAAGAGCAACACGCGUAUCAGCUGUCACUACUCAUAGCAGAACAAGAGAAGGAACAACGGAGGCUGCAGAAGGAAUUUGAAGAGGAAGAGCGGAGACUCAGGUUAAAAGACAACGAAAUUCCAGAAGUCAUUGAAAUCUGCACAGUGAAGCCCGAGUGGAGGAACAGAAGUGGGAGUUUGCCUGAUAUGGCACCAUGUCAAGUAGAAACGUAUUAUUCCUCUUCGCCCAACACUACUGUUGGGUCGGUGUCUUGCAUAUCCCAGCAUAGUUAUGCUUCUAGAAAUGAAUCUUCCUUUGGUCAGUGGGGACCAACAACAAGUGGAACACAGAGAAUGUCAGCCCCAAGGUCUCUUGGGAAGUCAAGGACACGAUGGUCUCAGGUUUAUAGUCCUGCGAUGCAAAGAAAACUUAACAAAGUAAGUGCGCUGGCCAAGGGCUUCUUAACACGAAGACUUAUGCAGACAGAGAAGCUUCGGAACUUAAAGCAAACUGUGAAGGACACAGCAGAGUUUUUGAGAACCUUCCAGACCGAAGUUCCGCUAAGCAGGGGUAUUGUGUCUGCCCAAGAUGCGUCUUUACAUGAAAGAGUUCACGCACAGCUACGAGCAGCUUUGUAUGAAAUCCAUGAUAUCUUCUUCGCAAUGGAUGCCGCAGACAGAAUGCAUAUCCUCAUUCAUGAUCGGGAAUUGCGGCACGAGAAACUGAUCAGACAAAUGGUAAAAACCACAAAUCUGAUUGCACACAAAAGAAUAACGGUGAAGGAAAAACUUAAAAGCCCUCGGGACAGAGUGACUUUGUCAUCUGCAACACAAAAAUCUUUGGACCGGAAAAAGUCCACAAGAGCUGUUAAUGUUGGAAUGUCUAAGAAAGUUCAACACAAACCUAAAGCCUUGGAAACUAGAAUACUUCAGCCAAAUCAAGGUCAAAAUUCACUGAUUAAUAAGCUGCUUUGCAGGCAAGGGAGUAUCUGCAACAAAAACCCAAAGAAGGAAGCCAAAUGCUGUGACAAUUUAAGGAGACAACACUCACUGGGGUAGAUAAUGUGGGACAAUUCUUUAUGAUCUACAAACUCCAGAGGAACUGGCCUAUUUGCACACACGUGGCAUGCUGCGCUCUGUACGGGAAUCUUGUUGCAUUGGAAUAAUAAAAAAAGAAGAAUAACAAUGCUUUAUUUAAAAUAAUGUGUCCUGUCUGUACAUUCUGUGUAUGGUAAUGCGCAAGCAGACGUACAAAGGAAAUAUAACGUAGCUUCUGACUAAUACAGAAUCCCAUACACCUCUGGUAUUCUGUACUUCCAUUUAAAUACAUUGCAAAGUGGAUUCCAAUAAAACUAUACUAAAUUGAAGAUGUCAGUGGAACAUCAGCUGGUAUCAUUAUGCUGCAAAGGGGUUAAUGUGAGAUGAGCUUUGUUCAGGAUGUUAAUUUAUUGGUGGGAUGAGAACUGCUGUGAAAUACAGUAAUCUGGGAAUCUCAGCACUGUACACUUAAACGCAAUGCUGCACGUACUUGCAAAUGACUUUAGCUAACAACAAAAUGAACUGUUAACAGUCUUGGUGACUAGUAACUGCUUUUAAGGAAAUAUUUAUUAUUAAAUAAUUUUCUUGUUUUAGUUUACAGUUUACACAUCCAAAGGCGUUUUAUUGCUGUUUAUGUACCUAAUAGUUUACAUUUAAAUCACAGUGAUGAAGUUAAGUCUGAGCUGAUAAUGCAAAGUGGUGAAAACAAGACGGCACAGAUGUUAUGAUUUUCUGCAAUGUAGAGAGAGUAUUUCUUGAAUGGUAUUGUCUGUGUAGAUAAGUUGGUUUAUAGUCUGAUUAUAUUAUAAUUCAUAUGUUCCUAGAAAAUAGAAAGUUUUUUUUGUUUUUAUUUAGUAACAAAAAAUGAAGGAGCAAACAAUGCUGAGGUGAAACUUAAACAUUCUAAAAAAAAUAAUAAUGAAAAGAAGCCCUUAUGAUACCAAAACUCGAGACUACGUUUGUACGUUAGCCAGCAAAAUGUUGCAUAACUAUUUAAGACCUUUCUAACUAACCAAGCAUAACUUAAAUAAUAACGGUCACCUUUGUAUGCCAACGUAUACACAACAAAAUGCAAGUCAAGUAUGUAGUAGGUUUUGGCGAGAUCACAUUCCAUUUGUAAAGAACUUCUAGUUGUGCAGAUUUUAAGCUUGGCUAGUGCUGAUCUCUGAGUUUACCUGCAUGUUGAUUGUAAGCAUGCACCAUGCAGGCAUUUGAUUGGCAGGCAGGUGCAUGUACAGUACAUAUUCCCUCUCCCAGAUCUAGGCUCCAAGAUUGGCACCGGGUUCCAACUGUGGCAAAAAAAUAAAUACAAAUAUUUUAUAUAUAUAUAUAUUAUUAUUAUUAUUUUUUUCUUGGUAUUCAUGCACUCACUACCUUCGUUGGGUAUUCAAAUUAACCCUGGUGUCUCCUCCAAACAGUGUAAACAAAAGGAUCCAAGUAUGAGGGCACUCAGGAUUUAAUUCAUCAAAGUUUAUUCAACGCUUAGUUCAUAAUCCAACAUUUUCCAUCUAAUAAAUUUAAUUUAUCAGAUGGAAAAUGUUGGAUUAUGAACUAAGUGUUGAAUAAAUGUUGAUGAAUUAAAUCCUGUGAGAGGGAAUAUGUACGGUACAUGCACCUGCCUGCCAAUCAAAUGCUUGCAUGGUGCAUGCUUACAGUACAACCCUCACAUACUUUUUUUUUUUUAACAUCUUGUAAUAAAAACAAAAAAAAAAUCACAUUUGCGAUCAAGUGUGUGAAUGUAGUAUUAGUUGUUAAUUUUACAAGUGGAAUGUUAUCUGUACGUUUACAAGUGGGACGCUAUCUGAAUCUUUACAUUUUCAUAUAAGCCCAUGUUUAUUUUUAGGCAGAGGUUGAACAAAGUAACUCAAACACCCUGUUUGAAGGUGACAGAAUAUCCCAUUGGCUGGGAAUUUUCACUCCUAGUUUGUUAUAUUUUCAUACGAAAGUCAGAUGGUGACAUCAUUAUCUUUAUUGUUUCUAGUAAUGCUGUUAAUAGUAUCCAUAAAAAGUAGAUAUGAACACCCUCUAUACACAACUUUGCUAACACUAGUAUCAAACUUUGUAACUUUUUUUUUAUGAGUUUACAGAUAUUUGGCACUUUGUCACCACCUAUACAAGCUCUUUGCGGCCUUUUUUCAUAAGUGCCAGAAUUUUUUUGUUAUGUACAUUUAUAUUUAUAUGUAUUUAAUUUUCAGCAGUGUGGAAAUUUCUUUAUAAAGUGUAUUUAUUUUUGUAUCUUUAUUUUCUCAUGUUAUGUUUGAUUUGCUUGUUUUUCUUUUCUAAAAUAAACAUUUUGUUUUUGGUUUCAAA